Messenger RNA from Meloidogyne enterolobii, 285 nucleotides. The record is from the annotation of a GenBank genome assembly. Lineage: Eukaryota; Metazoa; Nematoda; Chromadorea; Rhabditida; Meloidogynidae.
AUGCUGUGUCCAGUUAACUUUAUUUUGCCUUAUGAACUACGUUUGUGUGAUAUAGUAGCAGCUUAUAAAUCAGAUUAUAAAAAAUUAAUAGAAAAAAAUUUUGAAAAAAAUAAAAAAAAAUAUUCUACGAAAGAUUGCACGUAUGCAGAUGACGAAAAAUUGAAAAAAAUAUUUUUGGAAUUUCAAGAAGAAAUUUGGGAAGCUAAUUUUAUUGUUUUCUUUAAAUUUUUUAUAAAUCAAAAGGGAGAGUCUUUUCAAAAAAUUUUGCGGUACGUUUUAUUCUAA